AUGUCGGGCGUCCACGGGCAGGUGCUGGGCCACCUCGUCCGUCGCGGGUACGAGACGGCGCAAGCACACUUCACCAGCGUCGACAGGGAGUACAUUCAGCGGCUGAAGCAUGACGCCAACCUCUACGACAACGCUGGGCCGGGAAUGGAGGUCAAGCCAUACGAGAUGUUACCCGUCCUCAUCACCGGCAUCAUCACCAUCAUUGUCAUCGCUUCGGUGGGUAUCCGUACCAUGUUGCGGCACAGCGUGCGUGUUCACAGCUGACUGUCUUCCAGGUUCGCUACACAAUCGGCGAAGUCAUGGCCUCCCUGACCAUGAUUGAAUCCCAAACGACCACUGCGAUUGUCGAAGAUGAGCCCCCCGCGUACCCCGGCGAGCCAGAUGCUCCCAUCGAAAAGGAACCCGCCCUCUCCGCCGAGCCUGAGGUCGAUGUCGAGGUGACGCUUGUCCAGAAGAAGCCUGUGACGGCAAAGAUUACAACUACAAUGGCACACCUGCGUCGUGUUGGAGGCUGGAGGGCCCAGUGGAGAGGUCUGGGCUUUAGCCUGCUCUACCACUUCCCACACGCGGUAAUCUCGCACUUCCUCGGCUCUCUUCUCGGAUUCGGCCUCUUUGGAAACUCUCUGGCCUAUAUCUUCACCUCCGUCGCGCUGUCCAGGAUCCACAUGCUCUGGACGCACUCGAUGAUCGCUCUCCCCAGCAACAAGUCAUGGCUGCGGCGACUCGUGCCUCGCAAGCAGUGCAAGGCUCUCCUCCUCCCCAGCUUGGUCUUCGCAGCUGCACAGCAAGCGGCGUUCAUCCUUCCGGUCGUCGUUGCUCUUGCUGUUGGCAUGCCCGAGAAGGACCACGUCGUCCAGGCCGCCCAUCGCAAGGACUGCGCGGUUCUCUCGUUGAUGGGACUGCGCUUCUUGGCUGUGCCAGCUACGCUCCUCUUUGUUACCUUCGCAGUGCUUCUGCCGGCCGCCGUCACACUCACGCGCAUCGAGGCCCUUCUCCUACCUGAAGGCGAGGAUACUAUUGUGCCUUUCGACCGCCAGGCGGUUGUUGGUAGCAUCGAUCUUGCUGCCCGCGGAAGCUCCUGGCAAAUCUUCGUCGAAGCCUGGCGGUCUUUCGAUGGCGCAUCUCGCUGGAGACUCAUCAAACUCUACAUCAAGAUGGUCUUCGUUCAACUUUUUGUCGUCUUUACCGGCCUCCAUAUAGUGGCUGCCGAGCUUUACCUUGUCGGUGGCCAGAGACUCGGCCUCCUCAUCAAGAGUACCGCGGCACAGCUGCAGUUGGUGGCCAUUGAGGCCCAGCAGAACGGCAACUAG
Lecanosticta acicola is the source of this 1310-nucleotide messenger RNA. The record is from the annotation of a GenBank genome assembly. NCBI's taxonomy places the organism in Eukaryota, Fungi, Ascomycota, Dothideomycetes, Mycosphaerellales, Mycosphaerellaceae.